Marasmius oreades (fairy-ring Marasmius) is the source of this 2535-nucleotide messenger RNA. RefSeq lists its product as uncharacterized. The record is from RefSeq and is a predicted model, not a curated record. The transcript is spliced from 19 exons. Gene Ontology annotation, biological process: carbohydrate metabolic process. Gene Ontology annotation, molecular function: hexosyltransferase activity; UDP-glycosyltransferase activity. The coding region runs from base 1 to 2535 and encodes 844 amino acids. NCBI's taxonomy places the organism in Eukaryota, Fungi, Basidiomycota, Agaricomycetes, Agaricales, Marasmiaceae.
AUGAUACUAGACACGUCAAUUGUCAAUAAAGAUUUACCGCCGAUACCUGCCCAUAUGCAGGAGCUCACCGACGAGGACGACUUUCCUCUGUUUGACGACCACGGACGGGGUUGGGAUAGUAGCUUGGAAACCUAUCCUAGGGGCGCACGAGCUAUACAACAUAACUCUUUCGCGCAUUAUACAAAGGCUGGGAGGGGCCUUGAGUCCAACGCCUGCAUCAAACGGGAUGGAAGCAUCUCCAUCUCUUUGAAGGUAAAGAAAAGAUUACCUGACCUUCCUUCAGAUCAUGCAAAAGGAGUGCACGAGUUCGCAGUGGACAAAGAUGGAUGGAAAAAUGUUCCCAAGUUGAAUAUAGUCAUUAUGAUUGUCGGGAGUAGAGGUGAUGUGCAGCCUUAUGUGGCUUUGGGCAAAAAACUUCGCGAAGAUGGUCAUCGCGUCCGGAUUGCAACCCACCAGACCUUCAGUUCCUUCGUGGAGGACCAUGGACUCGAGUUUUUCGAUAUUGGAGGAGACCCUAAAGAGCUCAUGAGCUACAUGGUCAAGAACCCGGGCCUCAUCCCAGGCGUGGAGUCCCUCAUUAAUGGCGAUAUUCCCAGAAAACGGAGGAUGCUUAAUGAGAUGAUUGAUGGCUGCUGGCAUUCUUGCUACUCCCCAUGCCCGACAACCGGCCGUUCAUUCGCUGUCGACGCCAUUAUAUCCAACCCGCCCGCUUUCGCUCAUGUUCACUGCGCAGAAGCGCUCGGAAUUCCGUUACAGCUGAGCUUUACUAUGCCAUGGAGCCCGACGACAGCGUUCCACCAUCCUCUGGUCAGUAUACAGGAAUCGAAUGCAAAACGCGGGAUUACCAACUAUCUGAGUUAUGCUCUUGCGGAUAUCCUUACUUGGCACGGGAUCGGUGACAUUGUCAACAAAUUCCGGUCACGUACAGUGAACCUCAAACCCCUCGCCUUGUACUCAGGCCCAAGUUACGUCGAUACUCUCAAAGUACCAUGGACUUAUUGUAUGAGUCCUGCCCUUGUUCCCAAACCUGAGGACUGGAAGAAUCACAUUGACGUGGUCGGUUUCUACUUUCUCGAUUUGGCAACAUCCUAUACACCGCCGGACGAUCUCUUGGCCUUUCUAGGUGCUGGUGAACCCCCGGUCUACAUCGGAUUCGGCUCAGUAGUCGUAGAUGAUGCUGCUGCUAUGACUAUGACCAUAUUCGAAGCAACACGAAAAGCCGGAGUACGAGCGUUGGUCUCCGCGGGAUGGGGCGGAUUGGGUGGAGUGACGGUACCGCCCCAUAUAUUUCUUCUCGGGAAUAUCCCUCACGAUUGGCUGUUUGACGGGGACCGUGUUGCCGCAGUCAUCCAUCAUGGGGGUGCGGGGACCACGUCUGCUGGACUGGCGAAAGGGAAACCCACUGUUGUAGUUCCCUUCUUCGGCGACCAACCUUUCUGGGGGAAUAUGAUUCACAGGGCGGGAGCCGGGCCUGCUCCAAUACCACGUAAGAAACUCAACGCCGAUAAUCUUUGCGAUGCCAUCAAGUUCGCGUUAAGCCCGAAGGCAAAAGCUGCUGCUGCGAAAAUGGCCGCCCGAAUAAAGAACGAGGAUGGCGUGAACAAGGGCGUCGAGAGCUUUUAUAAGCACUUGCCAUUGAAAAACAUGAGAUGCGACCUCGAUCCAUCCAGAGCGGCAGUAUGGUGGUUUCCAAAAUACUCUUUGAAACUGAGUGGAUUCGCUGCCCAAGUUCUCGCUGACGCUGGGGAACUCGAAAUGCAGACCCUGAAAUUGCACAGACCCAAAGAAUAUUCGACUAAAAGAACUGUGACCGAUCCUAUUACCGGGAGUGCGAUGUCGGUGUUUUGGAUCGUAACUCAUUUCUCGGGUGGGCUCGUGAAGACGUUAACAUCUCCAAAAGAUGGUCUCAUUGAGACGACCACAGCUAUCCCUAGAGGUAUCGUGAGGACCAUCUCUUCGAUACAGAAAGGUUUCCACAAUUUACCGGAGCUAUACGGGUGUGAAGUUCGUCAAGAGGGUCAAGUUUAUGAUUUUUUGAGUGGUCUUCGAGAGGGAAGUAAGAGUCUAUGCUACGGCUGCUAUGAUGGUGUCGCCGGGUUGGUCAUUGAACCUUGGAAAGGAGCCCAAAAGGAAGGUCUAGUCGGUAUCAUGAAGGGAUCCGCACGAGGCUGUGCCAACUUGACAAUCUGUCCUGUCGCCGCUGCUCUUGGAGCCGUUAAACAUCCCAUGAAAGGGGCUAUCAAAAGCAUUCAAUCCUGUUUUGACGAGGAGCAAGAAAGUACGAGUUAUCGGCUCGCAGCUCGUGUUUGGGAUGGCCUCUUGGCUACUGAAGUUGUUUCUGCCUCUGAAAAGGAUGCGCUUCUGAGAAAGUUCGAGAAGGUCAAGGAAGAUGCUGAGAAGGGACGAAAUUCAUUUAUGAAGAUGGUAGAAAUGGCGAUUUCCACAGUGCAUUCUUGGAGGGCCGAGAUCGAGAAGUCCCACAGCCCAGAUACCCACCCACCUCGAAAAUAUCCCACUCGUGCCUCACUAGUGUAG